AUGCGGCUUACAAAGUGUGUCGUCAAGUUGGACAAUGUUCUGCUGGUCUUACAGGGUAUUCUAGCAUUGUCUGCUGCUCAAUCAGUUUCGACCCUGCCCGAUGGUUGUUACCUUACCUCGUCCAUCGUCUAUGGGAACACGACCACAUCAAGCACUCUCACUACCAGUGGGGGCCUGUCAACCAUAUCCACGAGUUCAGGAGCUUCAAUAUCAGGCUCUAGCAGUGUUGCCUCGUCAUUUUCCUCUUCGAGUACGUCUUUCAAUCCCUCUAGUACAACGAGUCCCACGGUGCCAACCACAACAAUCCCGUCUCCGACCUCAAACCCAUUCGUGAUCACUGUCAGUGGUAUCGGCAAUAAACUGAGAACUCGUGCCCUGGACUAUGUGACGUUCAACGGUGGCAAUGCUUAUCUCUCUCCUGACGAAGACGUUGCUACUAUUUUUGUUCUCACUGUGACUGGCCACUUGAAAACCGGGAAUGGCGAUGUCGGCACCACCGGAAAUACAGGCACAUUGUCUCUCGUCCAGUUUUUCGACUCGACUCAGCCGAGUGACUAUAGAUGGUCUUUCAACGGGACAAGAUUGAUGUUUGGGGAUACGACAUUCUCGGCGACUCCUAAUGGACGGCUUCAGCUCGUCGCUCACCAGCACGGAGUCAAACCCGUCCUCUGGCACCACUACUACGACGACGACGACGACGACGACGACGACGACGGAAACACCUGCAAGUUCGUCACAAUCUCCACAAUUGACAUCCACCAGCAUGAGUACCUCCUCGUCAUCGCCAACGCAAUCAGUCUCUGCGACUCUAACAACUCAGUCUUCAGCACAACCUACAAGCUCGCCACUGUCCUCAUCCUCUCAUGUAUCGUCUCUCUCAGCCACGACAAGGGCGUCAAUGUCCAGCUCAAUGUCAAGGCUUUCAUCCUUAGCGACGACAAUCUUAUCGAGCGCCACGCCAGCGGACUCAAGCAGUGCAUCUACAAGUCUCUCUCCAAGUUCAUCCCGGACACUAUCAGCUCAACUACAAUCUCCACGUCUUCUUCCAUCAUCACCAUUACAGGCAGGACCAGCACCACUGGCUCACAUACGAACUCACGAACCAGCACCAGGAGCGUGUCAACGGUGAGCUCGUCUUCCAGUCCCAUAGCCACUCCGUAUCCCGCCAAACGAGGACUUACUUACCGCAAUGUCACCACGCUUCAAUUCUACCUUCCCCCAUCACCCUACAUUUCGUGGUCGUACAACUACUACUCGCUGCCCAACGCCAGCGACGACGUCGGUAUUUACCCUUCGUCCCAAUACCGCUUCAUCCCUCUCUUGUACAACGACGCCGACUCUCUCACGUCCAUCUGGGUCGCCAACGUCAACUUUUCCAUUGCCAACUACGGCACCGACGCCAUCUUCGGGUUCAACGAGCCCGACGCCAACUUCAACGGCCAGUCGGCCAACAUGCCCGUGGCGCAGUCCAUUCAGGGUUACCACGACUUCAUGCAACCGUUCGCGGGGAGGGUCAAGAUCGGCGCCCCCGCCGUGACCAACGCCGGCGGCGGGCUCACGUACCUGGCGCAGUUCCUGGGCAACGCGACGCAGCAGAACCUGACGAUCGACUUCCUCAACAUCCACUGGUACGCGUCGCCCUACAACAUCGACUACUUUGAGAGCUACCUCGCCCAAGCCUACAACUUGUCCGUCAGUUACUCCCCCGCCGGUGCUGCCGCCCCGCUCCCCAUCUGGGUCACCGAGUUCGGCAUGGACCAGGACUUUUACGACCAGCCCACCACGGCGCAGUUCCUCAAGAACGCCACGCGCUUCAUGGACGCCCAGACCUGGGUCGAACGGUAUGCCUGGUUCGGCAAUUUUCCAGGCGGCUACACCACCUUCGGCACCCCGACGACGAACAUGCUCCUCAACGUCGACGGGAGCGCCCGCAGUGUCUUGGGCGAUGUGUGGUAUUCGUACAAUGGGACCAAUUAG
Messenger RNA from Fonsecaea monophora, 1977 nucleotides. RefSeq lists its product as hypothetical. Lineage: Eukaryota; Fungi; Ascomycota; Eurotiomycetes; Chaetothyriales; Herpotrichiellaceae. Gene Ontology annotation, biological process: fungal-type cell wall polysaccharide metabolic process. The record is from RefSeq and is a predicted model, not a curated record. The transcript is spliced from 5 exons. The coding region runs from base 1 to 1977 and encodes 658 amino acids. Gene Ontology annotation, cellular component: fungal-type cell wall.